Messenger RNA from Thrips palmi, 2259 nucleotides. RefSeq names its product protein sneaky (gene snky). Lineage: Eukaryota; Metazoa; Arthropoda; Insecta; Thysanoptera; Thripidae. Bases 1 to 2259 code for a protein of 752 amino acids. The record is from RefSeq and is a predicted model, not a curated record. The transcript is spliced from 11 exons. Gene Ontology annotation, cellular component: membrane.
AUGGUGAACUGGGCCGAGGCGUUGGUGUUGUUCGCGGAGGGUUGCGUGCCGCGGUGCGCGUCCUGGCUGCUGGCGCGGCUGCUGCUCGCGCCCCGGGGGGAGUACCGCUGCCUCCGCGCGGCCGCCGGCUUCCUCUGGGGCUUCCUGCUCGGCUUCCUGCUGCUGCGGCUGCUGCUCCGGGACCUCGUCAUCGGCGGCCACGUCGGCGUCAUCCUCGGCGCCACCAUCGUGCUGCUGCUGGCCGCGGGGAACGCCGUGUCCACCCAGGUGCGGUGCAUCACCCUGCUGGCGCUGCCCGCGCUGUGCUCGCGGGGCGGCAGGACCACGCUGCGGGUGCUCGUCAUCGCGUUCCUGGUGGCGGGCCCCGUCGCCAACCUCACGGACAACGCCAUCCAGGUGGGCAAGGUGUUCGCAUGCGGGGCCCGCCUGGCCGCCAACCUGACGCGGACGCGCUGGGACCUGCUGUACAGGCCGCUCCAAAAGGCCCUGACCAGGCUGCGGACGAACCGGGCCGAACUGCGCAGCAUCUCCACCGAGGUGCGCGAGGUGGCGGCGCCCCUCAAGCAGGAGGUCCAAGGCCGCGACGACGAGACGGAGAAGCUGCGCGAGGAGAACGACUACUUCGACGCGCAGGUGGGGGACACGAAGCGGAGCGAGGACAUCGAGAAGAAGUACACGGCCUCGCCGACAGAGAGCGCGGCGGCGCGGUACGACCGCCAGUACCGCCGCCGCCUGGAGUACCGGUGCCAGGGGCUGCUGACCAAGGCGGCGGACCGCUGCCGCCGGACCUUCCAGAAGGCCUACGACAACUGCUACGACAAGGUCACCUUCCUGGCCGCCUGGCUGCUGUGCUGGCCCAUGAAGCUCACCUUCAUCUGCAGCAUGGUGUCGUCGAUCGGCGGCGCGUCUUCCUGCGACCCGUCCACCGUGGUGCAGCCCGAGUUCGGGGCCGACUACGCCUCCAUGCAGAACGCGUCCGGCGCGCUCGAGUCCGGCAUGAACGUCCGCCUCCAGUACGAGGUGGUGACCAUCGCCCCCAUGGUGGACGUGCACGGCGCCGACGACGUGGCGCUGGCCAUGGCGCACGACGUGGCCCGCUCCAAGGCCAUCCUGGACACGUUCAUGUCGCCGGUGCGGCAGGUCCUCUCGUUCAUGGUCGUGGGCAUCCUGCUGGAGGCGCAGCGCUACCACGACCGCUACCGCGCCGACCUCAACUUCGACAACCGCUACGUGACCGAGCACUUCCGGCGCAUCGACGCCCGGCGGCGGCAGCGCGGCGCCAAGCACCUGCUGCCGCUGCGGCGCGCCGAGCGCCUGCAGCUGGUGGAGGCUGUCGGGGUGUGGCCGGGCGCCAAGGAGAGGGGCUCGCUGGCGCUGCAGUCGCUGGCGCUGCUCCUGGAGAUCCUGGUGCCGCUCGCCGUCUUCCUGCUGGACGAGCUGCUCUACGGCCUGCUGUCCAUGAUACGGCGCCACGGCCGGAUAGACUACCAGCAGAUCGGGCAGCACUCGCUGUCCGUUCGGGUCAAGGGCUCGGGCAUGAUCGCGCAGCUGGUGCGGAAGAUCAUCUCCGAGUUCAACGUGCACCAGGCCGUCAACGUGCGCCACUCCAACCAGCCCUGCUUGCCCAGGCCGAAACGCCUGCACUGGUGGCUGUGGGUGCGCGUGCUGCUGGUGUACCUGGCGCUGUGGCUGCUGCUGGUGUUCCGCGCGGGGCUGGGCCGCCUGCACCGCGCCGUCUGCGCGUACUUCUACCCGGAGCGCGAGCGGCGGCGCGUGCUGCGCCUCUACAACGACACCCUGAAGCGGCGCUGGGGCAUGGCGCGGUUCAUGCGGGCGCGCGUGCGGGUGCUGGCCAAGCAGGGCCGCCUGGAGCGCCGCCACGGCCUGGCCAACAUCCUGGGGGACGUCCUGGCGUACUGGUGGCCGAGCGCGCAUCGGACGUUUUUGCCAACCUCGUCGCCAAACCCUGCUGACUCCACGGCCGUCGUCUCCAAGGCGCUGAAGACUGCUCAAGGCCGCUCAAGGCCGUCCAAGGCGCUCAAGGCCGCUCAAGGCCGCUCAAGGCCGCUCAAGGCCGCUCAAGGCCGCUCAAGGCCGCUCAAGGCCGCUCAAGGCCGCUCAAGGCCGCUCAAGGCCGCUCAAGGCCGUCCAAGGCCGUUCAAGGCCGCUCAGGGUAGCUCAAGGUCGCUGGCUGCACCUGGCCUUUAUCGCGACCAAGUGGGCCACUACGUCCCGGAGGCAAACAUGGCCCGCUUAUGA